Molecule: messenger RNA, 1716 nt
Organism: Perkinsus marinus ATCC 50983
Lineage: Eukaryota; Perkinsozoa; Perkinsida; Perkinsidae
Product: helicase, putative
Exons: 19
Coding region: 1-1716 (571 amino acids)
Biological process (GO): RNA catabolic process; maturation of 5.8S rRNA
Cellular component (GO): nucleus
Molecular function (GO): RNA helicase activity; ATP binding; nucleic acid binding
Source: RefSeq, a predicted model, not a curated record
AUGCAACAGGGCGCGCGGGCCUACGACACUGUAGAGGAGGUCCUCGAGGAGCUCCACGAUGACGGCGUCGUCUGUGACGUUUGCCUUAUACAAGACCAGGACGAUGAGGACGGCAACCCGAACCUCAUCCUUAUCUGUGACGCCUGUGAAGCCGCGGUCCACCAGGAUUGCUAUGCUAUAGCGCGCGUGCCCAAAGGAGCAUGGUAUUGCGACUUCUGCACAUACGCUCGAGAGAACAGCCUCAGCGAGGAGGAGGCGAGGAGGGAACGACAAUGUUUGUUGUGUCCGCGGCGAACGGGGGCUCUCCUCAGGAUCAAAGGUGGCAUGUUUGGAGGGUAUUGGAUCCACGCCGCCUGCGCUUGGUGGAUACCCGAGUGCAGCAUUCAGGAGGGGAGAUACGGGUACAUAUCUUUGGACGCGGCCUCUAUGCGGAAUCUACAAGAAAGAUUUGAAGCGGUCUGUGAUGUCUGUCGUCUCCCUCAUGUUGGAGCUGUACUUCAGUGCUCCGCAAAAGGCUGUUACCGAGGCUUCCACGUCCCCUGUGCACGUGCUAUGAACUAUGCUCUCGAUCUAGUAGCCGAAGCUGAUCACAUACACGACGACGAGGAGGGUGAUAUCAUCCUCCCUCUGAAGGCGUACUGCGAUAAACACCGUCACGAGGCCUAUCCUGACGAGCCCCGCUUCAAGCGAUGGAAGUCCGAUCAGCAACAACGCGUCUGCUACGUACAGAAUUUGAUCAAUCGGAAUCGUACAAUACUCAUCGAUAUGAGACAGAACCUCAAGGACCGCAGUAGAUGGGCACUGCUGAUAAACCAAAUGCUCCUCCAAGUUACUCUUGAGGCAUAUCCUUCGGGGGAGAACUGUCUUCAUGAAUGUAUAUUACCUGCGAACUGGGCAAAGGAAAAACGACUGCCAAAAUAUGAGGGCGAACCCGCGAAGACCUAUCCCUACACGUUAGAUAGAUUCCAGUCUGAGGCUGUAUCCUGUUUGGAACGCAGUGAAUCGGUACUUGUGUCGGCGCAUACGUCGGCUGGUAAGACUACAGUGGCUGAGUACGCCAUUGCUAUGAGUAUGCGGGACAAUCAGAGAGUUAUUUACACGUCCCCUAUCAAGGCGCUGAGUAACCAGAAGUAUCGUGAUCUCGCUGAUGAGUUUGGCAGUGAUGUUGGUUUGAUGACAGGGGAUGUAACCAUCAACCCUAAUGCGAGUUGUAUGAUUAUGACCACUGAGAUCUUGAGGUCCAUGCUGUAUCGAGGAAGUGACGUAUGUCGGGAAGUGAAGUGGGUCAUAUUCGACGAGGUGCAUUACAUGAGGGAUAGGGAUAGAGGCGUUGUAUGGGAGGAGACCAUGAUCCUCUUACCUGAUACAGUACGCUUCGUCUUCCUCUCGGCUACUAUACCCAAUGCGAGGGAAUUCGCUGAGUGGAUUUGCCGUAUUAAGCACCAGCCCUGCCAUCUGAUCUACACUGACUACAGGCCGGUGCCGCUACAACACUACGUGUAUCCUUCUAUGGGGGAUGGAGUCUAUCUCACUGUCGAUGAGAAGGGCAAGUUCCGAGAGGAUAACUACGGGAAAGCCGUUGAGAUACUAGAGAAGAAUACNNNNACGGUCCUGGCUUUCGCUGAGUGGUUGUCUGAUCUCCGCUCGUCGAGUCAAGAGGACGAAAGGGCGACUGGUGCAGCAAUGAGACAGUGUGGGAGGGAGGCGAAGAUGUAA